Myiozetetes cayanensis is the source of this 3585-nucleotide messenger RNA. RefSeq names its product lysine demethylase 6B (gene KDM6B). Gene Ontology annotation, biological process: heart development; regulation of gene expression. Lineage: Eukaryota; Metazoa; Chordata; Aves; Passeriformes; Tyrannidae. The record is from RefSeq and is a predicted model, not a curated record. Gene Ontology annotation, cellular component: MLL3/4 complex. The transcript has 18 exons. The annotation marks the transcript as partial. Gene Ontology annotation, molecular function: chromatin DNA binding; histone H3K27me2/H3K27me3 demethylase activity; RNA polymerase II cis-regulatory region sequence-specific DNA binding.
GGCCCCCGGCCCCCUGGACCCCCUGCAGGGCUGUGUGUGCGGGCGCUGCAGCCCUGGGACCCCCCCGGCCCCGAAGCCCCCCCCGAGCUGGAGGAGCCCCCCCCGAGCUGCCACCACGGGCGGCACCGCGGCCACCGAGGGGACAUCACCGGCCACAGAGGGGACAUCGGCCAUCGGGGGGACAUUGGUGGCCACCGAGGGGACAUCGGUGGCCACCGAGGGGACAUCGCCCACCGAGGAGACAUUGGUGGCCACCGAGGGGAUAUUGGUGGCCAUCGAGGAGAUGUCGGUGGCCACAGAGGAGAUAUCGGUGGCCACAGAGGGGACCUCGGCCACCGAGGGGGGGACGUCGUCGUGGGCCACCGAGGGGACAUCGUUGGUGGCCACCGAGGGGACAUCAGUGGUGGCCACCGAGGGGACAUCGCCGCCCGCAUCGGGCGCCUGCAGCAGGCCCAGCUCUGGAGUUUCCCCCCUGGCCCCGUGUCCCCCCCCCGGGCCCGGGCCCUGCCCCCCCUCCAGCAGGUCUGGAGCCUGCUGCACCCCGAGAAAAGGGACGUUCCUGGCCAAACGGGGGCGCAGCUGAAGAUGGGCGGCCCCUCUCCAGACCUCCCACGGGCAGCCGCUGCCCCCACCCAGCUCCCCUGCCCCCUCGAGGACUGCCCAGCCUCUCAAACGGCGCCGCACGCAGCCCCCCAGCAGGGGGGCUGGGGCGCUGCCCCCGGGUCCCCUGGGCCCCCCGUCGUUCCCGCUGCCCCGGGGCCGUGGAGCCCCUCCCCCCGCGCCGAGGCCUGGGCCCCCCGCCUCACGGAGCCCCCCGGACAGACAGGCUCCCCGACCGUUUCAACCUCCGGAGCCGCCAGGGCCGGGGGCGAGUGGGGGUCCCCGCCCCACAUCCCCCUGGCCCCCCUGCUGCGCCCCCAGACUCCCUGCCCGCCCCCUGCCCUGGCUGAAGGAGGCGGGGGCCGACCCCUUGACGAGAUCCUUUUGGGGACCCUCCCAUGGGCGGCGGGGCCGAUCCUCUUUGGGGGUCCCCGGGACCCUUCCCAGACCACCACCACCAGCACGGGGGCACUUCAAACCCCCUUUCCCUACUCCAGACAAGGAGGAGGAGGAGGAGGAGGAAACCCCCCACCAACCCCCUGCUGCCGAUUUCUGGCUGGGGACCCUCCCCACGCCUCUCCCCCGCCCCCUGUCCGAGGGUCCCCCGACGCCUCAGGAAUCCUCCCCGGCCCCUCUCCCCAGCCCCCUCCCGCGGGGGUCGCCUUCCAAAGAGCGCCCCUGCCCCUCCCCCACCCCCGCCCACUCCCGAACCCCCUCCCCACCCUACGGCCUCUCCCCGCCCGCCUCGUCCUCGCCGGAGUGCCCUCGCCUCUUCGACUUCGGGCCCCUGAUCGCAUCAGUUCGAGGAGCCCCGAGUUCGCUAAGAUCCUGCCGGACGGGCUGGCCACCAUCAUGAGGAUGCUGGACGAGUCCAUCCGCCAGGAGGAGGACGAGGAGGGGCCGGGGAGGGGGAGGGGCACGGGGCGCCCCGGCGCCGCCACCCCCGCAAGGAGGAGCGGGCGACGCGAGCGGCCCGUGCUGGCCACGCUGGACCUGCAGAGCCCCGGCGUGCAGGACAAGGGGGCCCCCGAGGCUGGACGCCAAAAUGGGGGUCCCCAGAACCCUCUGCGGCCCCUCUGCUGCCCCUCCUCCCCGCCGCCCCACCCCCUCCCUGGUCAGCUCGGCCGACCUGCUGGAAGCUGCGCUCGCUGGGGAGGGGCCCCCAAGAGCUCCAAGAUCCGCCUCAUCAAGGUGGAGAGCGGGGCCGGGGGCUGGGGGCUCCCGGGCUCGGGGGCCCCGGGGCGGCGCCUGGUGGCCUCGGACGGGGGAGCCCGGGCUGCCCCUGGCCCAGCUCACCAUCCGGCACAGCGCGCGGAGGUGGUGCGGGCCAGCAAGCAGGCGCGGCUGAAGGGGCCGUUCCGCGAGUCCUACCUGUGCCCCGCCCAGUCCGUGAAGCCCCAAAUCGACGCCCGGGAGCAGCUCCCGAGGGACAAACUCAACCCCCCCACGCCCAGCAUCUACCUGGAGAGCAAACGCGACGCCUUCUCGCCCGUCCUGCUGCAGUUCUGCACCGACCCCAAGAACCCCAUCACCGUCAUCCGCGGCCUGGCGGGCUCCCUGCGCCUCAACCUGGGGCUGUUCAGCACCAAGACCCUGGUGGAGGCGAGUGGCGAGCACGCCGUCGAGGUGCGCACGCAGGUCCAGCAGCCCUCGGACCAGAACUGGGACCUGUCGGGGACGCGCCAGGUCUGGCCCUGCGAGAGCAGCCGCUCCCACACCACCAUCGCCAAGUACGCCCAGUACCAGGCAUCGUCCUUCCAGGAGUCCCUGCAGGAGGACAAGGACAGCGAGGAUGAGGAGGCCGAGGAGCCCGACAGCACCACCGAGACCCCCCCCAGGUGGGGACACCCCCGGGCCCCCGACCAGAAAUCCCACCAGAUCAUCAAGUUUGGGACCAACAUCGACCUCUCGGACGCCAAGAGGUGGAAGCCGCAGCUGCAGGAGCUGCUGAAGCUCCCGGCCUUCAUGAGGGUCUCGUCCACGGGGAACAUGCUGAGCCACGUGGGCCACACCAUCCUGGGCAUGAACACCGUGCAGCUCUACAUGAAAGUGCCCGGCUCCCGCACCCCUGGCCACCAGGAGAACAACAACUUCUGCUCGGUGAACAUCAACAUCGGCCCCGGCGACUGCGAGUGGUUCGCGGUGCACGAGCACUACUGGGAGACCAUCUCGGCCUUCUGCGACCGGCACGGCGUGGACUACCUGACGGGCUCGUGGUGGCCCAUCCUGGAGGAUCUUUACCGCUCCAACAUCCCCGUGUACCGCUUCGUGCAGCGCCCCGGGGACCUGGUGUGGAUCAACGCCGGCACCGUGCACUGGGUGCAGGCCACGGGCUGGUGCAACAACAUCGCCUGGAACGUGGGGCCUCUCACCGCCUACCAGUACCAGCUGGCCCUGGAGCGCUACGAGUGGAACGAGGUGAAGAACGUCAAGUCCAUCGUGCCCAUGAUCCACGUGUCCUGGAACGUGGCCAGGACCGUCAAGAUCAGCGACCCCGACCUCUACAAGAUGAUCAAGUACUGCCUGCUGCAGUCCAUCAAGCACUGCCAGGUGCAGCGCGAGAGCCUCGUGCGGGCGGGCAAGAAAAUCGCCUACCAGGGCCGGGUGAAGGACGAGCCGGCCUACUACUGCAACGAGUGUGACGUGGAGGUGUUCAACAUCCUGUUCGUGACGAGCGAGACGGGCGGGCGGAACACGUACCUGGUGCACUGCGAGGGCUGCGCCCGGCGCCGCGCGGGCGGCCUGGCCGGCGUCGUCGUCCUCGAGCAGUACAAGACGGAGGAGCUCAUGCAGAUCUACGACGGCUUCACCCUGGUGACGCCGCCGACCCCCAGAUGAGCCCCUGCCCGGCCCAGGGGGUCCCUGGGCCCCCCCCGAGGGGACACAGCGGGGGGAGGGGGCACAGAGGGGACAGGGGGUCCCCGCCCCUCCCCCCACGAACACUUUUUAUUUAUUCACGGAGAAAUCGCCCCAAAAAUCGUCUCU